Messenger RNA from Lindgomyces ingoldianus, 1408 nucleotides. RefSeq lists its product as uncharacterized. The record is from RefSeq and is a predicted model, not a curated record. The coding region runs from base 326 to 1087 and encodes 253 amino acids. NCBI's taxonomy places the organism in Eukaryota, Fungi, Ascomycota, Dothideomycetes, Pleosporales, Lindgomycetaceae. The transcript is spliced from 2 exons.
GUCAGCCGGCUCUCCACCAUCUGAAUUCUCCGGCCCUGCAAGUGUGCUUGGUCUUGACCACUCCCAUCAUCCGAAAUUCGGUCGCAUACGCGUAAUCUGGGGUAUUUGGACGGAAAUGGACGUCAUUUGUGUCUGACGGCUCCGUCUUCACCAUGUUUCAACCUGUCGUUGUGGCUUGGCUGCAUUCCUAACCAGCACCCUCAAUCUUGACUUCACUUUAUGGCGCACGCAAAUAAGUAGCCCGCCUUCCCUUGUGUUUCAUUUUCAAGUUCCACUGCUUCUCCUUUUGCGCUCUCCUUUGUGAUCGCAAUAUACCCACUCCAAGAUGACCUUCAGUUCAAGAACACUUCUACUCGCACUCACAAGAGUUGCUUCUGCGCAGUAUCCUGGUUCCCCUGGCGGUGGAGGCGGAGGUAGAGGCAACCCCUUUGGAGGCGGAAACAAUGGAGGAUUCGGCGGCUUCAACAUCCAAGGCUUUCUCAAUCAACGGGAAAAGGUCCUCAUCGCCCACGGCGUCCUCGCAGCUCUUGCCUUCGUAAUCUUCUUCCCCCUAGGCUCAAUCCUUAUCCGAUUAGCAUCUUUUCCAGGUUUAUGGUUGGUCCACGGGCUCUUCCAGAUCUUCGCAUAUUGCAUCUACAUUGCCGCUUUUGGCAUCGGUAUCUGGCUCGUUAAGAACAUCCCCAUUAAUCUCCUCAACCACUAUCACCCUGUUAUUGGUAUCGUGGUGUUCUGUCUGCUCUUCGUCCAGCCGAUUCUGGGGUUGAUCCACCACUCCCAGUUCAAGAAGUACAGCCGCCGAACCGUCUGGUCCUACGGACAUCUCUGGCUUGGCCGAAUUGUUGUCACCCUUGGAAUGAUUAACGGAGGUCUCGGUAUGCUUCUCGCGACUGAGACCGGUUACUUCGUUCCAAGCAGAGGACAAAUGAUUGCCUAUGGCGUCGUCGCGAGCAUCAUGUGGCUCCUCUGGAUCUUCGCUGCUGUGAUUGGAGAGUCCAGGAGGUCGAGAGGACGGGUGUCCGUGGAGACAGGCGUUAAUAAGGAACGAUAUGCGUACGAUACCCGUGAGACGAAUGCCUACCGAAAUUAGUUCAUAAUGGUAUUAGACACCGGAGCCACCGAGUCUGGCCCUAGUCGGAAAUCCGGGGACCAUUAUUGUCGUUGAUAUCUGUGAAUAUGGGACGAAUAUGGCUUCGCUUUAAGGUAUUCCAUUCAUGAGCAGAAUAUUCUUUCCCCUGGUUGGCGAAUGGAUGAUAUGAUCGGAAAAUUGGUGAUGGUUGUGCUUUAUGACUUGCCAUAUUCCAGGCGGUUCAUCUUUUGUUCCAGACAAAAGCCUAUGGCUCUUCAUGCUAUCUUUCUAGGAUAAAUUCUAUACAUAUACUGUAUUCUAUUUCCCCCUAAUUCAUCGUGG